Messenger RNA from Didymosphaeria variabile, 5250 nucleotides. RefSeq lists its product as uncharacterized. Gene Ontology annotation, biological process: telomere maintenance. NCBI's taxonomy places the organism in Eukaryota, Fungi, Ascomycota, Dothideomycetes, Pleosporales, Didymosphaeriaceae. The coding region runs from base 1 to 5250 and encodes 1749 amino acids. The record is from RefSeq and is a predicted model, not a curated record. The transcript is spliced from 3 exons. Gene Ontology annotation, cellular component: nucleus.
AUGGUGUUUUCUAGUUCCAAGUUUGAGUCCCUUUCAGUACGACCGCCAACACCGCCCAGGGAAAUCGACUACGCCGACCCAAACGCCGACGAAGUCCUGGAUUUCCUCAAAGACCCUUUUGGCACGAAAGAGCCCGUUGCCAAAGUAAUUGCGGCCAAAACACUCUUGAAUACGCCCCAGACCUCGCCGUCUUCCGAGAGCGGUAUCCCAUCGAGCUCCGCACGAUCCUCUAGUAGGAAGAAGAAGGUCAAUUUUGAGGCACAGCUAGGCACGACAAAUGGCAACGCCAUAUCCUCACAGUCUUUCAUACCGCUCCAAAGCUCGCCCCUGCGACCUUUGCCCCAGACACGCGUUUCGAAGCCGCUCAAAUCUAUCCUCAAGCCGUCCGACGCCGUCUCCACACCACCGCCCGCAGACCAAGACACACCAACACACAAUAAGUCGUUCGCCGAGAUGCUUGAAUCUGUCAUGAAGCAACUGGCUUCGCAGACUCGAUCCAAUCGUUUCGACGGCUAUCACUCGCUCCAGCGCACCAUGCAAGCAUACGAGAAGGUGCCAGACCCACAGGCCCUGGUUGACAAGAUGGGCCUUAUGACACAGUUUAUAAAGAGGGACAUGUAUGCCACUGGCGUCAAUGGCACCGGUCUGGAUUCACAGCUCCUCCAACAGGCCUUGAAGUUUCUCAUGGCUUUGAUUCGUAUACAAGAGGCCAGGCCUGCUAUGCCAGAUGAGUUCUGCAACUUCGUUGUUGACCGGAUCAUUCAAGUGGCUGCGGAUGGCACCCUGCCCAAAAUGGUAAUCAACACGCACUUGGCGGUGCUAAUGCAGCAGAACUUCCGCCCCAGGACCAUGACACCCGCACGAGUAGAGCGGAUCUUGGACGUGUUAGAUACGAUAGAAGACCGUGUUUCUGGACUGUCCGUCUUAGCAUACCGUGUCCGAAUUUUCAGGAAAUUGAUCCAGCAACGACCGGAAGUAAUGUCAAAGCAUACCGAGCGAUGGUUCAAGCACACCGUGAAAGCCUUGCUUUCAACCCAGAAAGAUAUCAAUCAAAGCGCUCUUGACACUAUCAUCUCAGCUGCCAAAGCUUUUGGCAACGAUCGGCAAGUCACCAAAUCCGUUCUUACCGUGAUGAACAAGGUCAGAAACGAUGGAGGAACUUAUGGGAUGGUCAAGGAAUUGCAAAGGAUGCUAGGCUCUGAUAAUGCUGCAAUGGCGCCCCAGGUCUGGUCGGCUGUGACGUCGUUGCUCCCCGGCUGUCUCGAUGGAGGCCAGUUCUCCGCCAUAGGUGAAUGGCUGAAAGUGUUUCAGAUGUUCUUCAACUCUGCUAAGGAGGAUGUUAAGAUACACGCCAAUGUUGCUCUGGGCUUUCUUGCAUAUGCAGUACAAUUGACGGAGAACACGACACCUGCAUUUUCAAAGAUACUCGUCAGGGUUCCUCACUCUCAACUUGAGAACCAGCGCGGCAAGAAACCGGAACGGGACGCAGCGACGUCUGCCUACUUUGCUUUAUUAUAUCAUGCCUUUGGACCUGCCGCGACACAUAAGCAACUAGAUCGAUACUGGUUGGAAUUUGUUGCCGAUUUCUGGGGACCGCUUUUGCAUCCAUCGUCGACUGGUCACUCGUCCCCAAAGCACGCAUUUGCUGCCUGUCGGGUCGCGUCAGCUUUGUUUAACGGCAACCGAAAGUCAUGCGACCCACAGCGGACCCUAGACUUACGACCACAGGCCAUGCUGCAGCUCCAAGAUCUACCGACCCUAGAUCCUAAAUGGGUACGAAAGUCACUUCCUUCAAUUCUGGAAUUUGUGGAGACACUCUUGGAUGCGACCCCCUGGACCGCCGACGAUUGCAAAGAUGAGCCAGCGAAGACAAUGUGGCUCUCCCUAUUGCAUUCGUUGAACAUUGCAAGCAGCCAAGAGGUCAUGGUCUCCAAUGAUUCCAAAGAUGCAAUGGCAUACAUGGUCAACUUUCUCCGCCGUGUCUGGGACGGUCAUGCUGCGCAGCUGGCUCUAUCGCAACAAAAAGAAGACAGCUGGGCCGACAAGUACUGCUUCUUGUUGGAAAUGGUCCUCGAGAAGCUCGGUGCGGUGCGGUUCUCCGACAAGUGCCUUACACGUAACGGACAAGACGACUUUGAAGCUGCUGCGACACCCUCCCAACGUUCUCGACAACAUGGUCCUCGAACAUCACCACUUCUCUACUUCGUCGAUCUAUUGAUCAACCAGUCUGAGGGCAAGCUAUCCGACUCUUUGAGGCUGCGAGCAUUGAAGGUACUGAUCAAACCAUGUUUCGAUGCCCAAAACACUCGCUUGAGCGGGCUGGAGUUACUUCGCGACUGCUCCACUCUUGUCGAUGCAUCCACACGAACCCCUCUUUCUGACAGCUUCUGGUCGGAAGCCUGUGUUUUAUUGACGGCUUGCCUCGAAAAGAACUCAUCGGAUGUGAAGGAGCAAAGUUCUCGACAACUAGGUAAAGAGUACGAUGUCGUUGUCGAAAUCCUCUCCUUAGGUUUCCCGUAUCUGUCGAAAGAACCUUCGGGGGAGCAGCUUCUUAGAUCUUUUGCGGACACGGUCCGACGAGAAGCUGGCGACGGUGCUGUGGUCCUUGUUGUUGUCGAAAAGGUUUCCGAGAGUGUCUUGAAGCGCACUGGUGCAGAACUCCAGGACAUUUGCAUGCCAUUUCUCAGCGUCAUACUCCGCAAUCUCCCCGUAUCAAUUGCCCGUAGGAUCGUUGAACAGGGCCGCCAAAAUCUUUGGCCGUCGUCUGCCACCUCGGGAAGAACCGCUGAUUUCGAUCCAUACAAUCACCUAUACGAUGUAAUAGUGUCUGUCGGGUCUACGGCAUAUCAAAAAAUCAACGCGAGCGAUGCGCCUAUGACCGGCAAUUUCCUGGAAGCGUUGGCGACCUCAGUGCGACAGUGCCCACCAUCCUUAAUCGCAGUUUAUCUGCGGAAGACUCAGGAGACCAUACGUUGGUGGGUUGAAGACCCUGAGAAGAAAUUACAGUUGAAAACAGCAUGGAGCAAGGCUCUAUAUACCUCGGUGUUGCAUCUGUGGGAAGAGGUUUGUGCUGCUAUGCAUAAAUUGCCACGAAACAACGGUCAGGUUCUCCUACACCUAGAUCCCCUGAUUACCAGUGGCUUCGUUAGUCGGAGGCGUGAGAUAGUCGACUCAUCGAUCGCCGCAUGGAAUGCGACAUUUGGAAGAGAAAAGUCACUGCGCUACCCAUUGCGUCUUGAAGAAGCGUUGCGUCGACUGCGCAGUACAGUUGAACUAUCUUUGCCCGGUCUUGAAAUACGGGACGGCGACGACGAUAUUGCACCUUCGUUCUAUGAUUCCGACGGCAACACCAAUGCAUCCGAGCCCAAGAGGCGGACACCCCGGGUAAAAGAAACUCCCUUCAAGAUUGUGAAAUCAUCCCGGAAAUCUCGAUCCAAGUCUCGGUCUCCUAUGGUUCCGAGCACUGCUAAGAAGGUCUCCACUGGACGCACACUCAAAGGUCGUCUUCGUCAUGAAAAUUCGCAAGUCCAAUUCGAACCUAUCGUUUCUUCUCCCUCAAAUCCGUACAACCAGGAAUCUCAAAUCCUGACAGAGCGCCAGCGGGAAGUGUACGAACGACAGAUGCGCUCCUCAAAUGUAUAUGAGGAUAUGCGUUCCGUGUCACCUCCACCAGAGCAAAUCGCGCUCGCGCGUUCACCACUUGAAUUCCAUUCCGAUGCCAUGAGUGCUGACGGUCUGCCGAUAGAGGCAUCACGGACUCCCCUAAGGAAUGUACGAGCUUUGGGGGAGAUGGAGGUCUUUGUGGGUUCAUCGCCGACUCCACAAGCGCGUACCCGUUCUCAGGAGGUAGUGAGCGAGCGCACUAGUAUGGCUACACCCAUCGCUAUACGCACAGUUCAGUCUGCCCAUGCUAUCGACGAAUUAGGCUCGUCACCGCCACGGUUCGAGAAGGAUAAUCGACCUAUUGUCCAUGGAUCCCAACUUCGAGAUGAUGUGGAGGGCUUCGGUGGCAACUUAGACGAGGACGGUCGAUAUGGAGCACAGUCCAUGUCUUUCGACGAUGGAACGACCAUCGAUGAGGACGCUUUCCUGACAGGGACCCCCGAUGAGGAUCCUGACCAGGUAGAGGAGCAGGCGACCGAGAUCGACGCAACCGAUAUGCCUAGCUCAACCCUGGAUCUGCAAUUGACUGCGCAGCUGGACGCUGAGAUACAAGCACAGAAGGAUGCUGCUGCCAUCAAAACGUCAUCCCAACUACUCCCUCGAAAAGAUGAAGACACCGAUGUUGACCUACCAGUAACUGAUAGUCUACAAUCCAACACGGAUACGACUAGUACUAGCCGAGUGGAAGACUCUUUCUCUAGCCUGGCAGCAGAACCCGAAAGCUCGCAAAUACGGAAUCUUCGCCGUUCUCAGCGCCAUCCAUCAGCAUCGAGUCCCCAGUCAGCCAAUUCGAAGAAGCGCAAAUCAUCUUCAGCCAGGGGUCCCGGCAGGCCUAGGAAGAAUCAGACCGAAGAAACCAAAGACAACGAUGUGACCACAACGCGCCAAGAAGGGAUGACCUCAGGGAUCAAGUCUACACCAUCUGCGACGCCUGCCGGCUACACUCUCGUUGUUCCUGACACGACACGUAACCGAAGUGUCCGCCGCUCAGCUUCAUUGCUCAGUCAGGUCGAAAAUCAACCCGAGGACGUGGUCGUGGAGGACACCCCAGCGACCAAACGAGCACGUCGAAGCAUCGACAAGGACGUGAGCGAAGCUAAGCAGAGUACACCUUCUGCUUCUCAACAGUUGAAGACGAAGCGCCUCAGUCAUGUCCAAGUCACACCUCGACAUUUUGAUGCUCCAUCUCCGGGUCGUAGCUCGUCUGCUGCGUUGGAAGACGUCGAUAUGCAACAACCGGCGAAUGAACCGGCUCCUACUUCAGAAGCAUCGCUCGAGGUGGGCGAGCAGAAUGCAAACGUUACACCACAGCUAGCAAACGCAACACCUGCCGCUAGUCGAAUGCGAGAUAGCCAGCCAAAACUAGCGUCCAACAGCGUGGCUACACCUAGCCGUUCCUUCGCGGAGCGCGUCAUUCUUACCCCGCGAAGCAUUAUUGACAGACUCAAAGCAUUCAAGGAUGCGCUAUUUGGGGCGCCUCAGUUAGCGCUCAACAGACAGGAGCACCGAGAAGUCGACGAUCUGAUGUUCGACAUCAGGAUGGCCGUCCACGAUGCCGGGAAACGGGGGGACGAACCAAGCCAGUAG